GAUUAAUAUUAGAUUAAUUGUUCACGUUUGUAUCAUAGCUCUUAUUACAACCGCAUGCCAUUGAGGGCUACUAUGCCCAUCUCAACCCCAUCAAAAUGGCAUCUUCUCAUCGAUUAGCCUGGCGUUUUCUCUCCUCGCCAGCUAACCCACUCUCCGCCUCCAAACGAAUUCCUUCCUACCUUCGUCCUCGAAUCGCCACACGCCAUGCUUCUACGUCGACAGACUCUCAGCCGAUAUCCCGUUUAAGACCAUGGCUGUACGCAACUACCAUCGCGGCAACCGGUUACGUAGUGUACGUGUAUACUACCGACACGCGCGCUUUCGUCCAUCGCUAUGUUGUGCCUCCGAUGCUCCGUUUCGUGUUCCCAGAUGCCGAGGAAGCCCACAACGCAGCCGUCUCCUCCAUGAAGAACCUAUAUAACCUAGGGCUACACCCACGAGAACGUGCUUCCGCCAAAGGGACGCCUGAGCUUGCUAUUCCCGUAUUCGGCACGCAGCUAGCAAAUCCGGUGGGCAUAUCCGCGGGGCUCGACAAGCAUGGUGAAAUCCCGGACGCACUGUUCGCAUUGGGAGCUGCUGUGGUCGAAAUCGGCGGGUGCACGCCCCGGCCCCAGGAGGGGAACCCUAAGCCACGCAUGUUCCGCAUCCCCACUCUCGAUGGACUGAUUAAUCGAUACGGACUGAACUCCCGCGGUGCCGACGACAUGGCUAUGCGGCUGCGGAACCGGGUUAGGCGAUUCGCCAAACAAGUCGGACUGGACGAGGCGAGCGUUCUAAACGGUGAGGCCAACGUACCACCGGGAAGCUUGCUCUCGGGUCGCAUGCUGUUGGUGCAGAUCGCCAAGAACAAGGAGACGGACGAGCGGGACGUGGAUGCUGUGAAGAGAGAUUACGUAUACUGCGUGCAGCGGCUGGCACCAUAUGCGGACGUGCUUGUAGUCAAUGUGAGCAGCCCAAACACACCGGGCUUGCGGGACUUGCAGGCCGUGGAGCCCUUGACGCGGAUACUGAGCGCUGUGGUCGACGAGGCGAAGAAGACGGUUCGGAAAGAGAAACCUAAGGUGAUGGUCAAGGUCUCGCCGGACGAGGACGAAGAUACUCAGAUGGAAGGUAUCGUACAGGCGGUUUGGUCAAGUGGCGUCGAUGGAGUUAUCGUAGGGAACACGACGAAACGUCGAACUGGCAUAAUCCCGUCGAAGGUGAACAUUACGCCGAGGGAACAUGUCACGUUGACGGAGACUGGUGGGUACUCCGGCCCGAUGAUGUUCGACCGCACCGUGGAUUUGGUCAAGCGAUACCGGAAGAUGCUAGAUGGCCAAUCGUUGCAAUCUACCGUGGCCAAGGUAACGGCUGAUGAGGCUGCCGAUGCUAGCAUAACAGCUAUCGAAGGAACUAUCACCGGAUUCUCCGAGAACGAACCCAAGACUAGCUCUAACCAGCACCCGGAGCAGAAGGUCAUUUUUGCUACCGGUGGAAUCUCUAACGGACGUGGGGCGUUAGAGAUGUUGAAUGCCGGCGCAAGCGUUGCCAUGAUCUACACAAGUCUCGUAUACGGAGGUGCUGGAACCGUCACGCGUAUGAAGAGGGAAAUGAAAGAGGAAGUGGCGGCUGAAAAGUAAGCAUAGGUAAAUAAAAAGGGGCUAUCAUAUGGGAUGUAUGAAAAACAUCCACUGUACUAUUAUCACCAUACAUGCAUAAUAGACGAUAGAUGGGUGGUCCAAAUCAAGAUGGACCUAGCUUGGAACUUAA
Molecule: messenger RNA, 1749 nt
Organism: Annulohypoxylon maeteangense
Lineage: Eukaryota; Fungi; Ascomycota; Sordariomycetes; Xylariales; Hypoxylaceae
Product: FMN-linked oxidoreductase
Exons: 1
Coding region: 96-1619 (507 amino acids)
Biological process (GO): 'de novo' pyrimidine nucleobase biosynthetic process; pyrimidine ribonucleotide biosynthetic process
Cellular component (GO): cytoplasm; mitochondrial inner membrane
Molecular function (GO): dihydroorotate dehydrogenase activity
Source: RefSeq, a predicted model, not a curated record